Molecule: messenger RNA, 1275 nt
Organism: Pisolithus orientalis
Lineage: Eukaryota; Fungi; Basidiomycota; Agaricomycetes; Boletales; Pisolithaceae
Exons: 9
Coding region: 1-1275 (424 amino acids)
Source: RefSeq, a predicted model, not a curated record
AUGUUAACCCUCAGAAACAAGAUAAAGAACCUUGAUGCAAAUGUGAUGCUGAAAAUGCAUGAAUGGGUUCUUCAGAAGCAGGCAAUUCAGACUUGGUUGUACAACCAUGGCCAGAGCUGUAGUCAACAGGCUCUGAUCAAAUAUGGUGGUAGUUGGACACUGAGGAAGGUGGUCAUGCACCAUCAAAAGAAAUCAAUCAACAAAGUGUUGGAAGAAGCCAGUAUCAAGCAGGGAUCUGCAGAAAUGAUCAAGUCUUAUCAGAAGGCUGUCAACACCAUCAUGAAGUCCCUUACUGCCAAGGAGAUACAGGAGGCUGAGACAUUGGCCAAAGAAUGGAAUGAGCAGCAGCCACCUCAGGAUGUUCAGUCAGAAACUGCAGAGAAGAAAGGCCAUAAAUAUGCCAAGGAAUUUGCUAAGGAAAUGUGGAAGCAGUGUGGUGCCAGGGUGGUAGUGAUGGCAGUAUGGGAAGAUGCCGAUGGAGAGGUGAUAGUUGGAGUACAUGAUUUCAACAAUGAAUUGGGUAAUGGCAAAUUACUUGAGGAGUUGGACAAGUGCCAGGAUAAAUUUGUAAAGCAGAGAAAGAGCAAUGGGAAACCUAAAACCAUCCUGCCAGUCAGCAAAAACAGCACACCAUACAUCCUGAACAUAUUGGACAUGCAGGCACCAAAGUUGAAGGAUAUCAUGCAGAUGAAAGGCCUGCAGGAAUUCACAGUGAUCUUAGAAUGGUGGCAAGAGAGAAAAGAGUGGCAUCCCAACAAUAUAUUCAGCUUCAAGAAGUGGAGAGAUGCUGGAGGGUCCCUCCAAAUGCUGGUGGCAGAAGCCAACAGCAGUGGAGCAAGGAUGUGUGCAAAGCAGGAUUUGGAUGGGAGACCAGAACACUCAGCAGGCAAAAGGACAAUGGAUAAAAUGAUGUGGGGUAGGAGGAAGCUGCAAUGGCAAACAGGCACAAGCAUGGUGGAUGAAGAUGCUGCAGAGGCAGUACCAUUGCUGUAUUCCCAGCAGUGGAUUGCUGGAUGCCAAGUGGCUGAGGGUAACACCUGCCAGCCAAUUGCCAUCAGCAAGGAACCAUCAAAUGCCUUGCAGCAGGUUGAGGGCAGCAUCACAAGCCCUGUGCAACCUGUGCCUGACACCUGCCACAUUGAUUCACCUGAUUCAGUCCACCUGGCAGAUCCUUUGGCAGUGCCAACAACUAUCAGGAGAGACCAUAAACAGGAAGAUUCAAAAUGCAAGUUGCCCAUUCCAUCAAUGAGUCAGUACUUGUGCUGCAGUCACUGA